AUGUCUAAUAUCCAAGUGGUGGUUAGAUGUCGUGGAAGAAACCAGCAGGAGGUUGCGGCAAAAUCUCCCAUUGUACUAGAUUUGACAGAUGAUACCUACUCCACUACCGAACCUUAUGUAUCAAUCAAUCAGCCGGCUAAUGGCGUACUUCGAAGAACACUGAAUUCGCAAGAUGUAACCACAAAUACCUCCAAAAAGGCUUACAAGUUUGAUCAAGUUUAUGGAUCACAGGCUGAUCAGGGGUUGCUUUACUCACACGUGGCACUUCCGCUAUUAUCAGAGUUCUUAGAAGGGACAAAUGUAUCGAUUUUAGCAUAUGGGCAAACCGGUACUGGAAAGACGUAUACUAUGUGUGGAUUCAAUAGCAAUAAUAACAUGGAUGAAUUGCCACUACCCGAAGUUGCCGGAAUCAUACCGAGAACGUUAUUUGAACUUUUUGAAAAGUUGGAAUACAUGGGCGAUGAUUACAUGGUGAAGGUUUCCUACUUGGAAAUUUACAACGAAGAGCUAGCAGAUUUGCUACUGAAUCACAACAAGAAAUUACGAGUACAUGAGAGGGUAAACUCAGUAUCGAAAGUUGGAGUUUCUCAAAAAUCAAUAAGUAUUCAAAACCUAUCCGAGCUCUGCAUUAACAACUACUCCGAGGGUGUUAAGUUGCUAAAGAUGGGGUUUAACAAAAAGAAAACAACCGCCACGAAUAUGAAUGAGGCAUCUUCUAGGUCCCACACAAUAUUUUGCAUACUGUUGUACAGAAAAGACCCGAACAACGAUUCAAUGUACAGAGUUUCCAAAAUGAAUUUAGUCGAUUUGGCUGGAUCUGAAAAUAUCAGCAGGUCUGGAUCUGUUGUGAAAGAGGCAGGUGGAAUAAACCAAUCGUUAUUGGCUUUAGGGAGAGUCAUCAAUGCGUUAAAUGAACAAAAGCUCUCUCAGCACAUACCUUACCGAGAAUCAAAACUUACUCAUAUUUUGCAGGAUUCUUUAGGAGGUGGUACCAAAACUACCCUUAUUGCCACUAUUUCUCCGGCUAAGAUCAACGCCAUGGAAACGUGCUCUACAUUAGACUAUGCAAGCAAAGCAAAGAACAUAAAAAACACACCACAAAGUGGUCAUGAUUCAGAGGUGAUUCUAAAGAAAAUAUUGGUAAAGAAUUUGACAAACGAGAUUAGCCAAUUAAAUCUGGAUUUGAUGGCUACAAGGCAUAAAAAUGGUAUUUAUUUGGAUCAAAAGAGCUACAAGAAUUUAAUUUCGGAAAAUGAGUCAUUGAAAACACAGUUGAGGGAGAACUCGUUAAAGGUUGAGCUGUUGAACAAGAAAUGCGAUGCUUUGGAACAGCUUAGAAAUGAAAGCAAGGAAGAACUAUCGUUUUUCAAAUCUCAAAAUGAAAAUUUAAGCCAGAAAGCUGGAGUUAUCGAGUCUAAGUUGCAAGAUGCAUCUUCCAAAUUAUCACACCGAGAUGCAACAAUCAAUUCGUUGACUGCAAAGUUGAAACUGGUACUCGAAAAGUCCUCUACAUCGGCCACAAUGUUGACUACCCUCCUUUCAAAUCAUUUGAAUGCGUCUUUGAAUUUACUUCGUGAUACUAUUACGAUGCAAUCAAGCUCUACAUCUGUUGGUACAGUAGAUGAUUUUCAAAAGAAGUUUUUAAAGGAAUUGCAAUGCUUCAAGGACGAUAUACAGCUGAAGCUCCAACUGUAUCAAAAGAACUUAGACGAAAAGGUGAAUGAAGAUUUAUUGUCCACCUUUGAUUCUUUACAGGAGUGCAUGGACGGUUUAUACUCUCUUCAACAAAGGCUGACUUUAACUAUUCAAGAAGCUGUGACAGACUUGAGGGUUGCCAAUGAAAAGUUAUCUGGUCAUUUGAUGGGGGAUUACAUGACUGGCGUUGAAGAGACAAUACAACGCAGGCAUGAAGAAAUUUUACGGAAAGAUUUUGUGUCCCUUUAUGAAAAUUUGAAACUGACUAUAAACAAAGAGAUUGAAAAAUCAAUUCAGAAUGCAAUGAAAAGCACUGGUGCAGCAACUCACGACGUACUAGUGAAGGAAAAAGCGCACGUUGUUACGUUUGAGAAGAAUUGGAAAACACGGGUAAAUGAGGUCGUCCCUAAGAUUGAGAAAGAGUUGAAGGCAAGUCACCAUGCCCUUGAAACAUCAGCCGGUAAAUUAAGCGAGCUACAUUCUAACGGUUCUCAAAGUGUUAAAUCUAUAUUGGAGGAAAAGUUCAGUAUAUCUUUUGACAAACUACCAGACACUGCCCAACUACCAAAGAUAGUUAAAAACAUGAAAUCGCUUGAUGAUCUGCUUUCACAAAAGUUGCAAGACAUAAACGCCAAUUUAAAACAUAUUCAACAAUUUGAUGCUAAAAGAGCAUUUGAGAUAUCUCCAUUAAAAUCAAAGCUUGAACAAUCACCACCAACUGAAUCUGGUAUGAGUCAGCAAGCAUCACAACCCGUUCGGAGACGAGCACUUUCAUUGUCACCUGUUAAAUCAAGCAGGGCGCCGACCCCUUCCAAGAUUCCGACCAUGAAACGUCUGAACACCAAUGUGGUUGAUGAUGACCAAUCCAAGAGGCGAAAGGUGUUGCUGUCAGUCUAUAAUGUAACAUAA
Molecule: messenger RNA, 2604 nt
Organism: Lodderomyces orthopsilosis Co 90-125
Lineage: Eukaryota; Fungi; Ascomycota; Pichiomycetes; Serinales; Debaryomycetaceae
Gene: KIP1
Product: Kip1p
Exons: 1
Coding region: 1-2604 (867 amino acids)
Biological process (GO): microtubule-based movement; mitotic spindle assembly
Cellular component (GO): nucleus; spindle microtubule
Molecular function (GO): microtubule binding; ATP binding; plus-end-directed microtubule motor activity
Source: RefSeq, a predicted model, not a curated record